Aspergillus homomorphus CBS 101889 is the source of this 1647-nucleotide messenger RNA. RefSeq lists its product as uncharacterized. The transcript has 2 exons. The record is from RefSeq and is a predicted model, not a curated record. The coding region runs from base 1 to 1647 and encodes 548 amino acids. Gene Ontology annotation, molecular function: zinc ion binding; DNA binding; DNA-binding transcription factor activity, RNA polymerase II-specific. Lineage: Eukaryota; Fungi; Ascomycota; Eurotiomycetes; Eurotiales; Aspergillaceae. Gene Ontology annotation, biological process: regulation of DNA-templated transcription; response to xenobiotic stimulus; DNA-templated transcription.
AUGCCUGAGCCUGAUAAUCAUCUACUCAAGCGCAAACGUGCUCGGGUCGCUUGUGAACCAUGUCGACAGCGGAAAAGAAAAUGCAAUGGAGCGACACCUUGCGCAACCUGCACCGACUGGGGCUACACCUGCCACUAUACAGAUCAGACCCCUCGGAGACGCCAUCCAUCCCACUCGUCUCCCGCCACGGCGAAACCGUCCUCUCCUGCUGCAGGGAUAGCCCGGAGUCUUGAAGCCAAUUCGGCUGCCGCGUUUGUACGCAAGAUGGGCCUCAAGGUUGAUCCCGCGAAAGCUCCGAAAUUGGCCCUGUUUGGUUGGAAUAUCGGUGCACGGCAGUUGCCCUCGGGGAUGGGAACUAUAUCCGCCCGACCAAUUGUCGACCUUAUCUCAUUGGCUGAUAUGAAGCGAUUGGCUGGAGUCUACUUUGAUAAGAUCGACCCUUGCUACGGCUUCAUCGACCGACGCAUCUUUGAUGACCAUCUCGAGACUCGAUGGCAGUCCCCCCUGUCCAGCAUUUCCAUGUAUGACAGCAUCCUUGCCGGAGUCGCGGCACUAGGCUCCCUCUUCUCUCAGCGAAGUAUGAGUAUCACCGAGCUCCACCUUGUCGAAUCGGCCCGCUCGAUACUCGACGGCCAUGAUGGAUCCGGACCUCCAUUCCUCGAGCUCGUCACUGGCUGGGCUCUCCGGGUGGUAUACAUGCGGAUGACGGCGGCGCCACACGCUACCUGGAUUGCCAGUUCCACCCUGAUGCACCUCAUCGAAGCCUCGGGUCUUCAUCUUGAAUCCUCCAUAUCCUAUGACACUGUUCCGUUACGUCCUGCCACACAGCACGACCCGGAGAUCAGCCGUCGCCUCGUGGGUGUCGCCCACCACCUCAACAUCUGGACCUCCUUCGACCUCGGACUAUCCCGUGUAUCCUUCCGUACCGGGCUUCCCUUACCCCCCGCUUCCAAACCAGGCGAUUACACCCCCGAGGUUCUGAGUCUUCUUCCUGCAUCCGCAUGCCUCGACCCCGAAAUCUCCCAAACAGACAGCGACCUGGAACCCACUCUCACCAAAGUCUUGCACGGCACCCACACGCAACCCCCAUCCGUAAUGGCCCAAACAAACCUUGUACUGUGUAUUCUCCGCCGCCUUCGCAUUCUGAACCUCUCUAUCACCCCGCAGAUCACCGACCAAGUCCUCGCCCUAUUCGGCAAAGCCCUCUCGUGCGCGCGCACCAUGGUCACGGACUGCUGUCCGUGGCAUCAGGUCGCCAACGUCCCGAUGCAGAUUCUCUAUGUCCUGCUGGAGAUGGAUACGCGAGCGUCGUUGGCGAUGCUGCCCGAGGCGAUGCAGACGGUGACGCUGGUGGCGAGCACAUACGACACCGCGACGAUGAGGGAGGCGUACAGUACCGCGCGGCUGCUGGUAUCGCUGUACCAGCAGCGUCGGUCGGAGGACACGAGGGUGUUGGCCGAGGUGUUGAAUCUGGCUCCUGGCGGACAAGUCGGGGAGGCAUCGGCCGUGACUGAGCCCUUCAGCCCGCGGGUAGAAGAGCUGUCCUGGCUGGAGGGACUGGUCGCGGAAAUGCCGAGCUUACAGGGGAUUGAGCUGGAGCCAUGGCUACAAGGGGAAGUACUUGCGGGAGAGGGGUGGGAGUGUUAA